Hyaloscypha bicolor E is the source of this 429-nucleotide messenger RNA. RefSeq lists its product as uncharacterized. Gene Ontology annotation, biological process: mitochondrial respiratory chain complex III assembly; protein insertion into mitochondrial inner membrane from matrix. Gene Ontology annotation, cellular component: mitochondrial inner membrane. Gene Ontology annotation, molecular function: ATP hydrolysis activity; ATP binding. The transcript is spliced from 3 exons. NCBI's taxonomy places the organism in Eukaryota, Fungi, Ascomycota, Leotiomycetes, Helotiales, Hyaloscyphaceae. The record is from RefSeq and is a predicted model, not a curated record. The annotation marks the transcript as partial.
UCGGAAGAGGAGAAGAAGAAGACGAUUUCGCUUUCUGGUCUUCUCAACGUUAUUGAUGGUGUCGCAUCCCACGAAGGUCGCGUCCUAGUAAUGACAACUAACCACCGCGAAAAACUUGACCCUGCACUGAUCCGCCCAGGUCGUGUAGACCACGAGGUCGAAUUCGAGAACGCUACCCAGAAACAAGCCCAAGAGCUGUUUGAGAGGAUGUAUACCACGACGGCAGUAUCGACGAAAGCAAAGGAUGAGGAGUUAGUUACGGAGGAGUUAAGUCAGAUGGCAAAAGAAUUCGCAAAGAAAAUUCCGGAUCGUGUGUUCUCUCCGGCCGAGAUCCAGGGGUUUUUGUUGAAGCGGAAGAAGGAGCCGAGGAAGGCGCUACUUGAGGUGGAGGACUGGAUAGAGACAUUCAAGAAAAAAGGGUCGAAGUGA